This is a messenger RNA of Lactuca saligna, 1935 nucleotides long. The record is from the annotation of a GenBank genome assembly. Lineage: Eukaryota; Viridiplantae; Streptophyta; Magnoliopsida; Asterales; Asteraceae.
GUACAUUAUUCUUUUUACAUCGGAUCUAAAUCGAAACAAAUCCGAACAAUAGAGACCUUCUAAAUUGAAAUUUUUUGUUAGGGACUAACCAUGCAUAUUAUCUCAAACCACAGGGACUAUUGUGUAUUUUACCCUAAAUUAUAUUAACGAUAAGUGGAACUAAAGUCAAAAGUUUUGCCGGUUAUAAUGAGGAAAACAUCAUUGGACACGUAAGCUUCUCAACGAUGGCGGGCUCCAGCCCAAAUUGUUCAAGUUCAACCUUCCGCAGAAUAGAAGCCAUCAUUGAAAUUGUACUGGAAUAUCGUAUAUACUUUUCUCCCUUCGACAAAAUUCCUUUUUAUCCCUUAAUCUCUUUCAAUCAUCAAAAAUUUGGAUGCAUUAAUCUGCCAUUUUCCCAACCCUAGUGGCGCUUUGGACCAUCUUUGUCGUUGUUUGCUACAGUCAUGGAGCUUUUUCAAGAGUUGCUGUUUACAAUCUCUUUCUCUCUCAUAGUCUCCUUGUUAAUCGCAAAGCUGUUUUCAAUGUCAUCAAGUUGUGAUGAUGGGGCUUCAACCUUAUCGAAAAGCGUUGAAGAAAAGAUCGAGAGGGAAUGGGUUGUUUGUGAUUCUGAGAAAGAGGAGAAAUCUGGGUACUUUGAAGAUGCUGUGAGAGUUAGCGAAGAUGUUCUUUUCGGAUAUGCAGAAGCUGAAUUCUUAACAGAGUAUGUGAUCGAUGACCCGAAAAGUGUCGGUGGCGUCGGUGAGAGCUACGUGUUCGACGAAAGUCCUGAGAGAACCGAAUCUAAAGAUGCUGCUGCUUAUUCGGUGAAAAGCGAUGAGGGUAAUGUGGUGGAUCCUGUUUUGGCUAGUGAUAUGGGAUCAUCAAUACAAGAAGAUUGUGUGAAAUCCAUUGAAGCACUACAUGAAUCAUCUUCCUCCGUUGACGAGAAUUAUAUGUUCGACGAAAGUCCUCAGAGAGCCAAAUCCAAACAAGAUGCUGUUUAUAAAAGUGGUGAGGGUAAUGUGGUGGAUCCUGAUACGCGAUCAACAACAGAAGAAGACACUAUGAAGUCCAUUGAAGAACAGCAAGAAUCAUCUAGCGCCGCUGAUGUGCGCUAUGUGUUCGACGAAACUCCUCAGAGAACCAAAUCCGAAGACGACGCUGUUUAUUCGGUUAAGCCUGUUUUCGCCAGCGACAUCUCAUCAUCAACACAAGAAGAUUGCAUCAAAACUAUUGAAGAACACCAUGAAUCAUCUGCCAUUGAUGUUGGCGAAGUGAAGCUUGAGGAGAGAGAAGGGGUUUUUGACGAUGAUUGGCAGGGAAUUGAGACAACAGAAUUGGAAAGAAGAUUCGGUGCUGCUGUGGCGUUUUUGGGAUCCAAAAUUGAUAGGUUAAAUUUGAUUGAUAAUGAAGUGAAGAUGCAGUUUUAUGGGCUUCAUAGAGUCGCCAUUGAAGGACCUUGCUUUGAAUCCCAACCCAUGGCUCUCAAAGUCUCUGCUCGUGCUAACUGGAACGCAUGGAAACGUUUAGAGAAUUUAGGGAGAGAGGAUGCAAUGGAACAAUACAUUGCUCUUCUUUCUCAACACAUUCCCGAUUGGAUGGGAACUCAUGUUUGUGAAGAUGAUAGUGUGCAAUGACAUGGAGUUGUUUUAUGGGUGGAUCUCGGCUCCUUGGCAAUAUCUCUCUCUCUCACAUUAUUCGAUCUAAUUGGAAGAAGAUGAGUUACCUUAUUUCAUCAAUAGUCGAGUGAUAAUAAUAAAUGUUUAUUUGUAAAUAAUGAACUUGUUAUGUUUGCGUUUAAUUUAGUGUUAUUGUAAGUAUUAUUGUUGAUGGUGCUCAUGUUCAAUAGAAAAUGCUCCCUUUGCUUUAUCUGAUUUACAUCUAAUAUAAUGCUUUUGGGACAAAAAAUGUUGACUAGCUUUUGGUUUUUUGGAUGAAUAACAUUAUGUUUGAGCU